AUGACCACCCUUAUUGCAAGGGCGAACAAGACUUCGACCGGGACGGAUGAACCUGUUUGGAGCCCGCUAACGUGGGGCUUGACUGACCUGUGGAUGGAACUGCAACACUCAGAGUUGGACCAGGUGCCAACACAUUGUCCUCCACCACCAAUGACGAGACCCUAGGCAACUGUACAGAGAGCAAUGCAACAGUAUCUUUACCAACUGUAUCAACCACCGAUGAUAAUAAAUCUCCAAUAACUGCUGCGACAAAAUCAACAUCCCUCCCUGCAACCGAGGUGGAAGCACCAACAUCGGCAAUUGUUGAUAAGGAGGUAACAGGAGCCGCUGGAGCCACUGCAACAGAAAUCGCUGGAACAGGAGCAGAGGCAUCGGGAACAGAUCAACUGGCACACCCGACCACUGAACAGCUGGAGCCUUUGAAGGACACUUGGAAAGAAAAUCCCCAUCGCAGCCCUCGCUGUAAUGGUACUGGAUCACUUAUCCACCUGUUGUUGCUGAUUGUUGCGGUGGCUCUGUAG
This is a messenger RNA of Paramuricea clavata, 521 nucleotides long. NCBI's taxonomy places the organism in Eukaryota, Metazoa, Cnidaria, Anthozoa, Malacalcyonacea, Plexauridae. The record is from the annotation of a GenBank genome assembly.